Molecule: messenger RNA, 860 nt
Organism: Zootermopsis nevadensis
Lineage: Eukaryota; Metazoa; Arthropoda; Insecta; Blattodea; Termopsidae
Cellular component (GO): chitin-based extracellular matrix
Molecular function (GO): structural constituent of chitin-based larval cuticle
Source: RefSeq, a predicted model, not a curated record
AGGAAUAUAAAAGACCUAUAAAAUAUUUGAAAACAGAUUAGUUUAAAUUCAGCUAUCCAGCCAUGAUAACAUCCUUGGAAACAGUACUUGUAGCCUUGUUACUAGCAGUCAUUGACCUGCCAGCAUGCAAGAGCGGGUCUGAACAGAGUUUAGAUUCUCUGUUACGAGAUGGCGACAAAUCUCAGUUGCGUGAAGUUCCGCCUUCUGCCGAGAGAGGUCCUCCGCCUGGCUCACAGUUCGUGCCUAUCCCUACAGUGCCGCUACCAAGCGGUGCCAUGCGCCGACCUCACCCUUCCAGACGACCGUCGGAUCUACCUCCACCACCGCCUCCAACGUCGUCAACAGCGCCCCCACUCCCACCAGAAACUCUGGUCAUUACAGAGGAUAUAGACCUGCUUCAUUCACCACGAACACGCCCCAAACGCCCGAGACCUACAUUUUUUACCACAUCGACAGAAGGGUCCGGGGUGAAAGUCCCACUAAUACACUCCGAGGACUACAGGAACAUCGACGGGAGCUACACAUUUGAGUUUGAGGCGGCGAAUUCGAUAGUGCAGCGAGAGACAGGUUACACUCGUCGUAGUAACGGAAAAGAUAUCCUCGUCAAGAAGGGCUUCUACCGGUUUGUGAGCCCUGAGGGACUGCUCUUCCGGGUGGACUACCAAGCCGACGAGAAAGGCUUCAGGGCUACCGGAAAACAUCUGCCGACAUCCAACACUAGUACGAACAAAAGAUAGUUCAAAGGCAACUCUUGUUGGAAUUACGUUGUGGACGUUUAAAAUCAGACUUCAGAGUAAAUGUUAAUUUGAUAAUAAAUGAAAUAUAUAAAUAAAUAAAAUGUGAAUAAAUUAUCUCGCCAU